GUGUCAGUCAGCCAGUUCAGUCCUUAGAGGUUCAGUCAUGGUUCAACCAGUCCUUCAAGCUGUGUUCCAUGACAGUUGAAUUAAAUUCAAUCAUUGAUUAUCAUUGGAUAUUGGAUAAAUUCAUCAUACAACACCCAAAUCAUAGUAUUUUUUAUUCUACUUCAAGUAAAUUAAAACUACAAUAUGGAAUAAAUCAAUCAAAAACGUUCUCAAUCGCAGAUAGAUUAUACAUUAUUUUACAUUAUCAACUUCAGUGAGUACAUAAUAAAACAUCACAUAUAUUCACUCGAUUUCACGCCAGGUUAACUUCAAUCAAUAAGAAUGACUGAAUGCGAGCCUUUAAUCAAAGAGUGGCUAUCAGAAUAUGCCUCACUACAAGAAAAUGAAAUAAAAAGCUUUGCAGCAGAACAUGAACACAAUCAUGAAAUUGCAACAGCCAUAUUCAACUUGUUUUAUAAUGGAUGUGAAAAUGAUUGUUGUAUCAAAGCAGAUAGUGAUUCACUAUAUGAAGAGGUGUUAGAAAAUGUGUGUACCCAGUUAUUCAGUUUUUAUAGAUCAAAAGAGGUUGAAUUACAAAGAUUUACUCUGCAGUUCUUACCAACUCUUAUUUUUAAUUAUCUGAGUUCAGUAGCUCUUGGGAAUAAAAAAACUUUUCGAUGUAUAGAAACAUUGCUUAUAGGUUUGUAUAAUUUUGAAGUUGUUGAUGAAACUGGAAAACCAAAAGUUGUCUCUUUUAGACUGCCUUCUUUAGCUCAACCAUCUAUAUAUCAUGAGCCAUUAUCACUGGGGUCCCAAUUUCUUACUGAAAAUGCACUAAGGCGCUGGGAAGAAUGCAACACAAAACUAGUUAGCUGGGGACCACUUUCCCAAGUGGAUGCAAUCAAUGCGCAGAAUCGUCUCAAAGUCAUGGCUGCUCUAUUCUUCAUUUAUAAUCGUCAGUUAAGUUUAUUACCCAAACUUGCACUGAGACAUUUCUGCAUUGCAGCCACCAGAAUAGUCACUCAAGGAUUCCAGAAAAAACUUGGUAGCAAUGCAAAAUCAGUUCCGAGAAUACCAGUGUCACCAAAUUUUCUGUUGGAAAUGGUAGAAGGAGCAUAUUUUGCUAUGUUUAAUGAGUUUUACACACUAGCUCUACAGGCUGUUAAAGACAUUGAUCAGCGAGCGCAAUAUGAACUUUUCCCUGAUGUCAUGCUGGUUACAAGUGCUGUCAUAAAUUCACUUAAAAAUAAUUCCUCAGGUCAACCAUGUGAUGGACCUAUGGGCAUUAGUGUUGCAUUGUCUCCUGCAACUACUACUGUCACCAUGUCUAAAUCUAUGAUAACAAAUGCUUCAUUUCGUACCAAAAAGUUACCAGAUGAUCACGAAACAUUAAGCAUGCUGCCAAAUGAAUGCUCAUCAUCACAAUCUUGCGAAUAUAAGUUAUGGAUAAAAAAUUUCCUCAAUAUUCAAACAAUACAACCAAAUGAUUUGUUAUCAAAUGGCAAAUUAAAGAUCUUUGAUGGAGAGUACUGGAAGUUAUCAUUAACCGGUGGUGAUACCUUUGGAAAUGAAAAUUUAAAGUUUAAUAAACCAGCUGACAUUUCGAAAGUGUUCAGAUAAUUUUUAUAGCAUAAUAAAAAUAACUAAAGGUGACAUUCAUUAAUAAUAAUUAAACCAGUGAAUGUGUUCUAUGUCACACUGUGCACUUUAGUUAGUUUACAAAAUAUUGUUGCAAUUAAAUUUAUUUAGUUCUUCAUUUUUUAAUAUCGUGGACUCUAUACUAUAUCUACUAUACACUAAAUAUGUGUUUAUGUAUUUUUCAUCAUCACUAUUCAAUCUGAAUUACAUCUGGGUCAUAUGCAAUGACGUGUUGCCAAGACUGUAGAACACUAUAUUUUAGAACAAAGUUCACCUUCAAUUUAUUUAGGCAACUUUAACUAAUGCUAAGCUUAUUUUAUCUGUGCCUCAACUGAUAGUAAUAAUAAUAUUUUAUAAAUAGGUAAUUAUAAAACUCGCUGGCCAUAGAUAAAAUAUAAGACAUAGUAGCAAGAAACGUCUCUCUACCUAAAACUGCAGUUACAAAUUAAUUAUUUGAAACUUAAUCGCCUCGAUAUUCACAGGAGGAUGGAUGGUUUAAGUAUAUUAGAGUGUGGUCCUAUCCUACACGUUUUUCCACAUUUUAUAAAUGAGACUGUGUAGCGGUGCGUGUUGAAGUUAUCGUAUUUUCUAUGUAGAUCCUUCAUAAGUUGGCAUUUCUUUGCAUAGUUAUUACUGCGUACCUCUUCUUCGUAUUCUUCUAUUUAUUUACAUCAUUUCAUCACUUAGUGUUUAACAUGGGGGUCACAUAAUAAUUUACAUAUUCUCUCACUGCUCAUCAUCAAACAUUCAAGUAAUAAUACAAAUCGUGUACACAGGUACAAGUAGAUAUUAUACAUAAGAAGAUGCUUAACUAUGUCCUGCCAUAAAGCAUACGAAAAAUAUUAUUAAUAAAUACCUAUACCACAGGAAAAUUAUGCAGUAUUCGUUCCCACUUGAAUAUAUAGAAUGGAAAUUCCUUGUUAAAAUAUUAAACAAAAAGUUUUAAAGAUCAUUUUAUACAAACUGCGCUCCUACUAUAAUAUUCAGAUUAUAUUUUACCCCUGUACCAAAUUUCAUCGAAAUGCACCCAGUAAAUUUUACGUGACUGCGUAAUAAACAACUUCUCAUAUAUCAAAACCUUCGUAUUUAUAAUUUUACUACGCUAGUAGGAGAUUUAAAUAUGAUUCAUUAUUGAAAAGGUAUCUUGUAAGUUACUGAUGGGCUCAAAAUAGUCAUAAUAAAAACCCAAAAUCUGUAGGUUUGUAUCUAGUGCGCAAAUAUCUUUUUGGACAAGUCUUUAUCGCGCAAAUGUGCUAU
Messenger RNA from Plodia interpunctella (Indianmeal moth), 2874 nucleotides. It is a transcript of the gene Hyccin, whose product is annotated as hyccin. Gene Ontology annotation, cellular component: plasma membrane. The transcript has 8 exons. NCBI's taxonomy places the organism in Eukaryota, Metazoa, Arthropoda, Insecta, Lepidoptera, Pyralidae. Gene Ontology annotation, biological process: protein localization to plasma membrane; phosphatidylinositol phosphate biosynthetic process. Bases 322 to 1599 code for a protein of 425 amino acids. The record is from RefSeq and is a predicted model, not a curated record.